CUUUCUUCAUCUGUGAAGGGUAGGAGGCGCCUGUCAAACCUGCAGAGAGUCUCUGUGUGCAGAAUACUAUCCUGUCUCUUCAGAGCAGCUGAACUUUUGGAGACAAAUUUCUUUUUUUCUUUUUCCCCCCCCUCACUCCUUGAGGAGAUCCUCCGCUGUCUCAUCCCGGAAGGCUUGUUUUAUUCUCUCUCCUGAAAGGAAGUUGAAGCAAACAGCUGUUUGCAGGUUAGUCGAGCCGCCAUGGACGCGUUAAUGAAGGGUUUCUCCAAAGCCAAGGAUGGGGUCGUGGCGGCGGCGGAGAAAACCAAGCAGGGAGUGACAGGAGCGGCGGAGAUGACGAAGGAUGGGGUUCUGUUCGUCGGUACUAAAACAAAGGAUGGAGUCUCCACAGUCGCUGGUAAAACGGUGUCUGGAGUGUCUCAGGUGGGCGGAGCAAUGGUUACCGGGGUUACGGCUGUGGCCCAGAAAACCGUGGAGGGCGCAGGCAACAUUGCGGCCGCCACCGGAUUGGUCAAGAAGGAUCCAGCCAAACAAGCUGAUGACACCUCAGAAGUACCAGAUGCAGCAGAGUCACCAGUUGAUACAGACCCUGCUGAGCAGACUGAGGAGGACAGCGACGAAUAAACCGUCCCGAGAGCUCCGACAAUCGGAGAUCAGUGAUCGAAACGUUCCGUGUCGCUCUGCCAAGUCCCGUCGUGCCUCGUUCUUCUUUUCUUUGGUCUGUUAUGGAGUCUGUGCUCUGCGUCUGUGUUAGUUUGUGCCGCGUCUUCUACAGUACGUGUGUAAAUGUUGGGAAUGAAUGAUGUGUGUGUUAUCUGUGAUCAGCUGUCAUGUUACAGUGAAUCCCUCCCACUGAAACAGACACCUGAUCACAGUGUGUGUGUGUUUUGUGUUAAAUGUGUGGCUCAAUCAGUAACACAAACAUGGGAAUAUAUCACUAUCUACAAACACCUAAGUGUCUCUAAAACUGACCAAUUUCCACUGAUCUGUCUGAAAUGGAAGCUUAAUAAUAAUAAUCUUUAUUUUUGUUCUGUAUCUUGUUGUUUCUCUGUGAUGUUUGUGCAUUCAUAAAGACACUGUUAGUAUCUGAACUACUAUUCAGUUUUAGUGCUCAGUCAUACAUUUAUUUGGAUCCGAAUGUUGAAAAAAAAAAUAAAUAAUGUGUGAAUUAAAUUACUUUUGCAGUAUUCCUAUGAAAUAUAUUUGAGCCUGUACUACACAAUAAAUUCAAACUUGUGCACCCA
Molecule: messenger RNA, 1244 nt
Organism: Austrofundulus limnaeus
Lineage: Eukaryota; Metazoa; Chordata; Actinopteri; Cyprinodontiformes; Rivulidae
Product: alpha-synuclein
Exons: 6
Coding region: 241-624 (127 amino acids)
Biological process (GO): synapse organization; regulation of dopamine secretion; synaptic vesicle endocytosis
Cellular component (GO): neuronal cell body; cytoplasm; axon terminus
Molecular function (GO): cuprous ion binding
Source: RefSeq, a predicted model, not a curated record